Messenger RNA from Adineta ricciae, 3102 nucleotides. Lineage: Eukaryota; Metazoa; Rotifera; Eurotatoria; Adinetida; Adinetidae. The record is from the annotation of a GenBank genome assembly.
AUGUAUCGUGCCCUUUUAUUAAUAUUAUUUAUACAUAUAGAAGUCAAAUCUCAAUUUAACCUAUACAAAAUCGAUCGAACUAUUCGUUCAGGUACUUUAGAAUUCGACUGUUUACAUUUACAUACAGCCAGCACGGAGAUAUACACAUUUGUUCCAUACUGCAUUCGUCCACGUCAUGAAAAUGACUUAAUACAUUCUUCUCUCGUUAAUACGCAUCAGAAGAACUUUACAUUUCAUGAUCUACUCCGUUUGAAUGUGACCACUGAACAGCUUUUGUCAUGGUCAGCUUCAAUUGAUCUUGUUGAACGAUAUCAAUCGUAUGUUGAAGGACCGAACAGCUUAUCGACAUCAAAUGAGAUAUUUUUCAAUUGUACAGUGCCGUGGUUCGGACCUCGAUGCCAGUAUUUAUUCGAUGUAGAAGACGUAUCUACUGUUCUGGAUGUUGUUUUUGUUACACUCGAAGCAAAGGAAGACACUUUAUAUCCCAAUCAUAUGACUAAUCUGACAUGCUAUGUCCAUCUAGAAUGUAACCGUGGUGGUGCGUUCAUAUGUCUCGAUUGGCGUGAAAUAUGUGAUGGUCGGAUGGACUGCCUCAAUGACGGAGUUGACGAGAUGCAUUGUUUGGAGUUGGAAAUGAAUGAAUGUCAAGAAGAUGAGUAUCGUUGUCAAAAUGGACAAUGCAUUUCGAUAGAAUUUUGGAAAGAUGGAGCGUUUGUAUUGGAAUGUCUUGACGGUUCGGAUGAGCCCGAGCUAUCUCCAAUAACUCUAGAGACUUGUUACAUCAGAACGGGAUUUAUUUGCGAAGAACAUUCGUGUCAACAAGGAGACUUGCCAUUUGUAUGUGGAGAUGGCGAGUGUAGGCCAAACUUUUAUCCAUGUGCUAGUGGUCGAGAUUAUUUGCUGUUCGAAUCGAUGAAAGCUUUAGGAGAUUUGUCCUACGAAUGUUGGACAAUAAUGGCUUGCUCGACAAGAGUCAUAGACACGAUAGAAAACUUAUCAUGUGACGAGUUUUUCAGUAUCACCAAUGAUAUUACGACUUACAUCGACCAGUGUCAAAAUCUCACUCAAUUUCCCGCAAUGCCAGUUCUGUUCUCACAUGUUCGCUUUUUCUAUUUCAAAAUAUACGAUCGUGAUUGGGAUUUCGACAAGAUUUUGCUGCCCGAUCUGAUUUGUUACGAUGAACAUUUGUGUGAGUUCCUUGUACCGAGUUUUCGAGAUGAAAACGUCACAUGUCGAUACCGCGAUGAAAUGGGCUUGAACUCGAAUACGACUUACGUUUCUUGGAGUGUAAUCAUUGAAAAAAUUGCGCCAUACUUUGUCGGCUGUUCUUCUUCGUAUCGCACCACAACUGAUUUUCAAAAUAGCUCACUGUAUUGCUGUAAAAAUUCGUCCAAAUGCAUCUCGAAGCAUCGUAUCAUGGAUGGCGUUAGAGAUUGUUUCAUGAAUGACGAUGAAGAAGCAUAUGAACUAAGUUGUUUGUUGAAUCAAACACUUCGAUUUCGGUGUCCGAACAAAAACUUCUCGUUACUCCAACCAUCUUCUCUGUUAUCUAACAUAUCAACUUCGAUCAGUCCAGCACAGCAGUGUCUACCAGUCGGUGACUUAUUGAACUCAACAAUGAGAAGCUUUCCGGCUAUUCGCCGAGUUAAAUACUAUCAUACACUAUGUCAAAUGAAAUUCGACCUGUUGUGCUUUCACGAUGAACUCUAUAUGUGUCUAUGUGCUCUCGACCACUAUGCCAAUUGUUUCAACAUUCGACAUAAUGCAAAUCUGACAUGUCGCCAUGAUCUUUACUGUCAGAAUAACGCAUUAUGUCUCAAAGAUGAUCCAACUUGUCAUUCGAAUACAGUGUGUAUAUGUACUGAUUGCUUUUUCGGUGAUCGAUGUCAGUUCUAUGCUAAAGGUAUCGGAUUAAUACUUGAUGAUAUCUUACGUUAUGAAAUACGACCAAAUGUAACAUUGAUCAAUCAACCGCUAUCGGUUACAAUCAAUGCAGGACUAACCAUCAUCAUGUUGAUUGUAGGUUUAUUCAACAGUAUCGUCUGUUUCUUCACAUUUCAAACCGAGAAAUCUCGGCAAGUCGGUUGUGGAAUAUAUCUCGUAACUUCAUCGGCUACAUCAUUCAUUACCAUGAUCAUGAUGACAUUGAAAACUUCGCUUCUCAUUUUCACGCAAACCAAUAGAUCGGCUAAUAUCAAUGUUCUUCGAUGGGAGUGUGUAUACAUUGAAGUUCUACUCAAACUCUUUGUGUAUAUGGACAAUUGGUUAUACAGUUGUGUGGCUAUCGAACGAGCCUAUUCGGUAUUCAAAGGAGCUACAUUUGAUAAAAUGAAAAGUAAAUACAUCGCUCGAUGGAUUAUUCUCGCUCUGCCAUUUGUGAUUAUCGGUAGUGGUGUUCACGAACUUCUAGGUCGUGAUUUAUUUAAUGAUGAAGAAGAAAAUCGAAUGUGGUGUGUUACACGUUACUCAAAUUCGAUUCAGUUUUAUAAUACAUUUAUUCUAUUUUUUCAUUUUUUGUUACCUUUCUGUAGCAAUCUAUUUUCUGCUUUAUUCAUUAUUAUCAUGGUCGCUCGUCGUCGUACAACAGGUCAACAUAAACAGAAGAAUUAUAAAGUACAUCUCUCUGAACAACUAAACGAGCAUAAACAUCUCCUGAUCAGUUGUGGUAUUUUAGUUCUCUUGGCACUACCUCGUAUACUUAUUUCAUUGUUAUCGGGUUGUGUUAAAUCAUCCUAUAAUCCCUGGUUGUAUUUGACCGGAUAUUUUAUUUCAUUCGUACCNAUCAUGGUCGCUCGUCGUCGUACAACAGGUCAACAUAAACAGAAGAAUUAUAAAGUACAUCUCUCUGAACAACUAAACGAGCAUAAACAUCUCCUGAUCAGUUGUGGUAUUUUAGUUCUCUUGGCACUACCUCGUAUACUUAUUUCAUUGUUAUCGGGUUGUGUUAAAUCAUCCUAUAAUCCCUGGUUGUAUUUGACCGGAUAUUUUAUUUCAUUCGUACCAUCGGUUAUUACCUUUUUCGUAUUUGUUCUACCCUCGAAGUUAUACAAACAACAGUUGAAAGAAUCGAUAACGAAAUAUCAACGAUGGAUUUGUGGAUGA